Messenger RNA from Equus caballus (horse), 2191 nucleotides. RefSeq names its product cell division cycle 16 (gene CDC16). The record is from RefSeq and is a predicted model, not a curated record. Gene Ontology annotation, biological process: positive regulation of mitotic metaphase/anaphase transition; anaphase-promoting complex-dependent catabolic process; cell division. Lineage: Eukaryota; Metazoa; Chordata; Mammalia; Perissodactyla; Equidae. Gene Ontology annotation, molecular function: protein binding. Gene Ontology annotation, cellular component: anaphase-promoting complex; cytoplasm.
AGGACUUCCGGGGCGGGGCCUGGAGGAGCGGAAGUUCCGGCGGCGCCAGGGUCGGGCGGGUUCGGCCGGAGGCGGCGGGAAGGCUGGCUCGCCGGGCGGGGCAGCCAUGAACCUGGAGCGCUUGCGGAAGCGUGUGCGGCAGUACCUGGACCAGCAACAGUAUCAAAGUGCUUUAUUUUGGGCAGAUAAAGUAGCCUCACUCUCUCAUGAGGAGCCCCAGGACAUUUACUGGUUGGCUCAGUGUCUUUACCUGACAGCACAGUAUCAUAGAGCAGCUCAUGCGCUUCGGUCACGAAAACUGGACAAAUUGUAUGAAGCAUGUCGUUAUCUUGCAGCUAGAUGCCAUUAUGCUGCAAAAGAGCAUCAGCAGGCUCUUGAUAUUCUUGACAUGGAGGAGCCAAUCAACAAAAGACUAUUUGAAAAAUACUUAAAGGACGAAAGUGGCUUGAAAGACCCCUCCAGUGACUGGGAGAUGUCACAGUCCUCAAUAAAGAGUUCUAUUUGUCUUUUACGAGGGAAAAUCUAUGAUGCUCUGGAUAACCGAACCCUAGCGACCUACAGCUAUAAAGAAGCUUUGAAGCUCGAUGUCUACUGUUUUGAAGCAUUUGAUCUUUUAACGUCACAUCACAUGUUGACAGCCCAAGAAGAAAAAGAACUUCUUGAGUCACUACCUCUUAGCAAGCUCUGUACUGAGGAACAGGAAUUGCUACGUUUUCUAUUUGAGAACAAAUUAAAGAAGUAUAAUAAGCCUAGUGAAACUGUCAUCCCUCAGUCUGCAGAUGGUUUGCAGGAGAAUCUGGAUGUGGUCGUGUCUUUAGCUGAAAGGCAUUAUUAUAACUGUGAUUUUAAAAUGUGCUACAAACUUACUUCUGUAGUAAUGGAAAAAGAUCCUUUCCAUGCAAAUUGUUUACCUGUACAUAUAGGGACACUUGUGGAGCUGAAUAAAGCAAAUGAACUUUUCUAUCUCUCUCAUAAAUUGGUGGAUUUAUAUCCUAGUAAUCCUGUAUCUUGGUUUGCAGUGGGAUGCUAUUAUCUCAUGGUUGGUCAUAAAAAUGAACAUGCCAGAAGAUAUCUCAGCAAAGCUACGACUCUUGAGAAGACCUACGGGCCCGCGUGGAUCGCGUAUGGGCACUCGUUCGCGGUGGAGAGCGAGCACGACCAGGCAAUGGCUGCGUACUUCACAGCGGCACAGCUGAUGAAAGGGUGCCAUUUGCCAAUGCUCUAUAUCGGAUUAGAAUACGGAUUGACCAAUAACUCAAAAUUGGCUGAAAGAUUCUUUGGCCAAGCUCUAAGUGUUGCACCAGAAGACCCUUUUGUUAUGCACGAGGUUGGAGUGGUUGCGUUUCAAAAUGGAGAAUGGAAAACAGCAGAAAAAUGGUUUCUCGAUGCUUUGGAAAAAAUUAAAGCAAUUGGGAAUGAGGUGACAGUUGACAAAUGGGAACCUUUGUUGAACAACUUGGGGCACGUCUGCAGAAAACUUAAAAAGUAUGCCGAGGCGUUGGACUACCAUCGCCAGGCACUGGUGUUGAUUCCUCAGAACGCCUCCACCUAUUCUGCCAUAGGCUACAUCCAUAGUCUGAUGGGCAACUUCGAAAACGCCGUGGACUAUUUCCACACAGCCCUUGGUCUUAGGCGAGAUGACACAUUUUCUGUUACAAUGCUUGGUCAUUGCAUUGAGAUGUACAUUGGUGAUUCUGAAGCUUAUAUUGGAGCAGACAUUAAAGACAAGUUAAAAUGCUAUGACUUUGAUGUGCAUACGAUGAAGACACUGAGAAACAUUAUUUCACCUCCCUGGGAUUUCAGGGAAUUUGAAGUAGAGAAACAGACUGCGGAAGAGACAGGGCUUGCACCCCUGGAAACCUCAAGGAAAACACCAGAUUCCAGACCCUCCUUGGAAGAAACCUUUGAAAUUGAAAUGAAUGAAAGUGACAUGAUGUUAGAGACAUCUAUGUCAGACCACAGUACGUGAUUCCAGAUGGGCCCCAGUUCCGUUUGUCGAGAGCAGGUCCGUGUUUCCUCACAGCUUUGUCAUGUCUUAAGAAUUUCCCAUUUCUCACCCUGAAUUCAGACUAUACCUCAGCGUUUAGGAACAGAGACCUGCCUUAAGAGACUGGAUUGCAUGCCUUUGCAACAGAUGUUUUCUGAUCCUACAAAAUAGUUAUGUGUCAUGGAAUAAAGAAGGUAAACCAUC